AUGCCAGAGAAGGAAGCGCAGAAUGCGCAAGAGCACAAGAACAAAGGAAAGAAAAAUAAAAUCAAGAAAACAACAAAGAAAAAGAAACAUCUAAAUGCUAAACCUCCUAAACUUGAGGACUGCGAAACCGUAACCCCUGACUCCCUGAAUCAUAAAUCCGGAUUCCAGAACCACAGAAUCCUGGAAUCCAUAUUACUGAACUUUAAACCACACGGAAUCCUAUAUCCCAAAAGCAUAAACCCGCGAACACUAGGAUCCUAA
Molecule: messenger RNA, 261 nt
Organism: Plasmodium fragile
Lineage: Eukaryota; Apicomplexa; Aconoidasida; Haemosporida; Plasmodiidae
Exons: 2
Coding region: 1-261 (86 amino acids)
Source: RefSeq, a predicted model, not a curated record